Molecule: messenger RNA, 1473 nt
Organism: Fulvia fulva
Lineage: Eukaryota; Fungi; Ascomycota; Dothideomycetes; Mycosphaerellales; Mycosphaerellaceae
Exons: 2
Coding region: 1-1473 (490 amino acids)
Source: RefSeq, a predicted model, not a curated record
AUGGCUGAAUUCAUUCAGCAAGACCUGGUAAACGAUCGCAAUACUCGCUGGCGUAUAAGGUCACAGGCCGCCAAGAAUUCACGGAACAGAAGAAAACCUGCACAGAACAAGGGGCAGGAAAGGUCCACACAAAUUGCGAACCAGGGGACGAAAAAAGUGCCAUCGCCGGUCGACUCGGCCUGUUCCAUAGAGCAAAGUAUGGAAGCUGCGACAGACGAAGCAGAUGGUGAUGCCCGCCCUGGUCGGACAGCUGUGCUGGCACGGCUGAAAUCCGAGCCUAACAAUAUCCACAUGCGUCGCUCACACUUACGGGACGCGCUGGUCAAUACCUAUUACAGCACUACUGUGGUUCAUAUGAAUCGACAUUUCCUAGACGCUUUUCAUGACGGAGCGCCCAAAGGCCCCGUCUUUGACGCUGCGAGGGACGCACUGAGUCUAAUACACCUAGGCACACAAUCGCAAGACCAGCAGCUAGUCGUAGCAGGACAAAAGUUGCACUGUAUAGCUCUGAACUUGCUGCGAACAGAGCUCGGCAAGGCUGGUGCAACUCAUGACGAUCGGGUUCUCGGGGCUGUCCACACUAUUGCGCAAUGCGAAAUGUACAGUGCCAUCUCUGGUAAAGGCAAAGGCUGGCAGCUUCACAUGGCGGGUCUGUAUUACAUCUUUCAGCAUCGAGGGCCGCACGGUUUCAAGACACCCUUCGCGAGAGCUAUACUGCACAACAUUCGGCAAGCUGCCAUUACCUAUCAACUGGUCGAGCGCAGAUCAACCUUCCUGUCUUCACCGCAGUGGCUAUCAGCCAUCGAUUACGGCGAUUCUGCAGCUGUAGAGCUCACACGCAUCGCGUUACGUCUAUCGGCAGUCUUAGAGGAAGCCAACCAAGUGAUUCGAGAGGGGCAUAGCAAUCUUGUCUUGUCAAGACACCUGCUCACGAAGAUGUCCGAUCUUGAACACAACCUGGUCGAGUGGUUAUCUGAGAAAGUGCAGAACCUCCGAGGCUGGGUCCCACCCCAACUGGUCAGCAUAAAGGAAUUCCGCCAUCUCGAGAAGAAUAUCAGCGAUCCCAAGGUGUUUCCAGAAGUAUUCACCUUCACUGGUCUGCCGACCGCAACGAGCCACGUCUACGUUUUCGUAUGUUUCCUCUCGCUAUGGCAAUGCCUUCUGGAUGUCAGCGUAGCCUUUCCGCAUCUCAACAUCGAUCCCACCGCGGUGGCUCGCGAGGCUGAACAGUGCGCUGAUGACCUGUGCAGGACGCUGCCGUACAUAUCUAUGCCGGAACACGGCUUCGCGGGAGUUAUUGCAAGCACGGCGCCGUUGCAUUUUGCUUCGGUGUGGUUUGAGCGGAAGAAGAUGUUGCCACGGCUGCAAUGGUGCAACAAUGUGAGAGACUAUAUGGAGCAAACUGGGCCGACAGAACUGAAUUUGCGACGCCCUAUUUUGACGUGGUGGAUGCUUCCUGGCGCUUUCGACUGA